Molecule: messenger RNA, 768 nt
Organism: Cinara cedri
Lineage: Eukaryota; Metazoa; Arthropoda; Insecta; Hemiptera; Aphididae
Source: the annotation of a GenBank genome assembly
AUUACCAAUUUUGUUAACAGUUUCACAUCUGUUUUCCAAGUUUCUCAACGAUUUCAGUUUUCGACUUCGACAAAAUGACCGACACAGUAGUAUCCAGUCCAGCAGCUCCGGUUGUUUCGUCACCGACUACCAAAAAGUCACCGUCCAAAAAGAAGACGACCGCCGCUGCCAAAAGUGCCGCUUCAAAGAAGCCCUCAGCUGCACAUCCACCAACGUCUGUUAUGGUUACAUCAGCAAUCAAAGAACUGAAAGAGCGAAAGGGAUCGUCUUUGCCUGCAAUUAAAAAGUAUCUUGCCGCCAACUAUCAAGUUGACCCAGCCAAGUUGGCACCAUUCAUCAGGAAGUUCUUGACCGCUUCCGUGACGAGCGGUGUAAUAAUCCAAACUAAAGGUCAUUAUAAGCUGGCUGUAGCCGAAACUAAACCGAAAAAAGCCGUCGUGGCGAAGAAGCCAAUCGCGAAGAAAGUGAAAAAACCCACUAUCGCCAGUACGCCUAAGAAGAAGAAGCCAGCUUCAAAAAAAGCUAAAGCCUCCGGUGAACCAGCCGCCAAAAAGGCGAAAAAAACUCCGACCAAGGCUCCUAAGGCCGUAAAACCUAAAAAAAAGGCCCCGGCUAAAUCAACUGCUGUUAAAUCCAAAACACCGAAGAAAACCGCCGCAGUUAAGAAGGCUACCAUUCCAAAGAAGAAGUAGAAUUUUGUUAUAAUGGUUUACUCCUUAAAAAGGCCCUUUUCAGGGCCACCAAAAUAUCUUAUCCCUACUACUACAU